AUGUCAUCAGAAGAUGCGCUCGCAGCUCUCCAGCUCUCUCAGAAGUACCGAUCGCAGGGUGACCUGGCAGGUGCGCUCAAGUGGGCCAAGAAGUCCAAUGCUAUCCGACCUACAAGCGAAGCGGAGGUGGUGAUUAGGCGGUUAGAGAAGGAGAUGGAAGCUGGUGGGCCAUUCGCAAACGGGGAGCCUUCGACGUCCGCAUCCACGUCCAAUGGCUCCAACCUGCGCAGUCGGACAACAGCUUCAUCUAGAUCCGCGCCCAAUCUCACUGCAGGGGCGAGAGAGAAGGAGAAGGAGAAAGUGAGGGAAUUUACGCCUGAGCAAGCUGCUGUCGUCAAGAGAGUCAACGAGGCGGGCAGAAAGAAUGACUUUUAUGCGGUGCUGCUAUUGAAGAGGGAGGAUAAGCCGGAUGAGAACGCCAUCAAGAAGGGCUAUAGAAAGGUGAGUUGAGCAAAUGGGCGCCGCGCUGCCUGGGAGGAGGUAUCGUUUACGCUGCUUGGAGGUAGGGUGCGAGCGUUUGCACCCCAGCCUCAUCCGGGCAUUGCGGCAGCUCGUUGCAUUUUCAGGUUCCAAGCUGACAUGGAGAAUUCGGCUGCUCGCCCUCGCAGCUGGCUCUACAGCUUCAUCCUGACAAGAAUGGCGCGCCGGGAGCAGACGAGGCAUUCAAAAGUGGGUCUCUCGACGAUGUCUCCUGCAUUGCAAGAGCUGAGCCUGUACUCCCGUCCACACAAAGUUGUUUCGAAAGCAUUCACGAUCCUGUCCGAUCCAGACAAGAAGGCAAUGUACGAUAGGCAUGGUGGUGAUCCGGAGCAGAGAGGUGGAGGCAUGGGAGGAGGCGGAAUGGGCGGGCACCCGUUCGCUAGAAGUACGAGAACGUACGAUGGCGGGUUCGGCGGUGCUGAGAUCGAUCCGCAGGACCUCUUCAAUAUGUUCUUUGGUGGAGGCGCAGGCAUGAAUGGCAUGGGUCCAGGUGAGUCCCGUCUUUAGAGUCGGUGAGGCGUGCGGGCGACGCAGUGGCUCGGCUUAUCAUCGUCGGCUCCAUCUCACCCACAGGUAUGCACUUUUCAUUCGGCGGACCGGGUAUGGGAGGAACUCGAGUGUACAGAUCGGGUGGAGGAGGGACGAAUGCGCGAGCAGGUGCGAGGCGGGGUCAGCAGCAAGAUCCGCAAGCGUCGCCUCUCCUUCAACUCUUGCCGCUCUUGAUCCUCGGUCUGUUCUCACUGCUCACUUACUUGCCGUCCAUGUUCGAAACCGCGGAUCCCAAGUUCGCAUGGGCGCCGAGCGGCAACUUGAGAGAGCAGAGAUUUACACCUAGGCAUGGAGUGUCUUACCACGUCGACAAGGUCUCUUGGGAGAAGCAUCCGAUUGUGCAGGCUUCGGUUAGCAACUCGCCGGGAGCCGGUGCUGGGCUGCGACGCUUCGAAGAUCGAGUGGAGAAUCAGUGGAAGAACAUACUGUACUCGGACUGCGAGAGGAGGCGGGAUCAUCAGAUGAGGAGGAUACAGAACACGCGGGGAUUUUUGGGUAUCGGAGUGAGUCUCUAGGUGGGGAAGGGAAGGAAACGGGAGAGGCGGGAACGCGACACGUCUCUGCGUUAUGAUUCUGGCUGACCUGACUGCGUUGCUGCGCUUUCCUCAGGCGGAACCUGAGCUGGAACGCAAAAUCAGAUCCGAAAAGUACGAGUCGUGCGAUCGUUUACUGGACUUUGGCAUCCAGAUGUAG
This is a messenger RNA of Ceraceosorus bombacis, 1722 nucleotides long. The record is from the annotation of a GenBank genome assembly. NCBI's taxonomy places the organism in Eukaryota, Fungi, Basidiomycota, Exobasidiomycetes, Ceraceosorales, Ceraceosoraceae.